CACUCUGGUUCCAGAAAUUACAUGAAAAUCUCUAUUCUCUACCUCCCACAGGGCCACUGCAGGGCGUAGCAACUAGUCAAAAAGCAUUUUAGAGAAAAACUAUUGCUGCUUUCUGUUUCCUGCUGCUUCUUUAUAGCCUGAUCACCUCCUCUUCCUUAACCUUGUCAAUUUAGUCCCCUCUCUUUUUGCCACUCUCUACCGCUCUCUCUUCUUUUUCUUCCCUGCAAAUGUCUCAAGUGUUCGUAAAAUCUCCUAAACACUGUGCACAGAAAGGAUUGAACGUCAACAAGCUCUACAAGAAGCUGUUCUUUGCCUUCUCUACGUUAUUCACCUCCAUUCUCUCACUAAUAUUAAUAAUCUGGCUUAUCUUACGCCCCUCAAAGCCUGAGUUCUCCAUAAGAGAAGCUGGCGUCUACCAGCUUAGCCUAUCAGACCCUCACCUUCUCAAUUCAUCCGUCCAACUCACCCUCCUCGCCAAGAACCCAAAUCAAAAACUUGGGAUUUACUACGAUGAGCUGCAAGUUUAUGCCGCAUACAAGGGACAACAGAUAACAACCUAUACCUCUCUUCCACCGUUCUAUCAAGGACAUCAAGACAGUAAUCUCUUGACAGCUUCUUUGGUGGGAGCAGGGCUGCCUGUGGCUCCAUCUUUUCGUUAUGAAGUUGGACGUGAUCAAACAGCCGGCCAACUAGUUCUGAAUCUGAAGGUGAACGGGCGGCUUCGGUGGAAAGUAGGGACUUGGGUCUCCGGCAGCUACCGCUUGAAUGUGAAUUGUGUUGCAGUUAUGGCUUUUGGGCCAGCCAUCCCAACAGGUCCACUCACUUCAAAGCAAGGGAUUCAGUGUGCUACUACUGUUUGAAUCAACAUGAAGAGCCUCCUGAUCUAGUGAGUAAUGUAUCUGCUGUUUUUAAUGGGCUUGCUUUUAACCUAGUUUGCUGCUUUUAUACUGAUAAUUACGGGUUGAUAGUAUUGGAUGUAAUGAUUAUAAGGAAGAUAUAUAUAAAGAAUGAAAAUAACGCUUGUUUGGAA
This is a messenger RNA of Juglans microcarpa x Juglans regia, 1030 nucleotides long. RefSeq names its product NDR1/HIN1-like protein 26. NCBI's taxonomy places the organism in Eukaryota, Viridiplantae, Streptophyta, Magnoliopsida, Fagales, Juglandaceae. The coding region runs from base 228 to 860 and encodes 210 amino acids. The transcript has a single exon. The record is from RefSeq and is a predicted model, not a curated record. Gene Ontology annotation, biological process: defense response to other organism.